Molecule: messenger RNA, 1820 nt
Organism: Colius striatus (speckled mousebird)
Lineage: Eukaryota; Metazoa; Chordata; Aves; Coliiformes; Coliidae
Gene: SLC25A10
Product: solute carrier family 25 member 10
Exons: 11
Coding region: 22-882 (286 amino acids)
Biological process (GO): thiosulfate transport; phosphate ion transmembrane transport; oxaloacetate transport
Molecular function (GO): succinate transmembrane transporter activity; sulfate transmembrane transporter activity; thiosulfate transmembrane transporter activity
Source: RefSeq, a predicted model, not a curated record
CGUAGCGCAGAGCCAGCGCCGAUGGCGGAGCGGCGCGUGUCGCGGUGGUACUUCGGCGGCCUCGCGUCCUGCGGGGCCGCUUGUUGCACCCACCCGUUGGACCUGCUGAAGGUCCACCUGCAGACGCAGCAGGAGGUGAAGAUGCGGAUGAUGGGGAUGGCGAUGCGCGUGAUCCGCACCGAUGGCUUCCUGGCUCUGUACAACGGGCUCAGCGCCUCGCUGUGCCGGCAGAUGACGUAUUCCCUGACCCGCUUCGCCAUCUACGAGACCGCGAGGGAUCGCCUGGGCCAGGGCAGCCAGGGGCCUCCCCCCUUCUACCAGAAGGUGCUGCUGGGGGCCGUGGGAGGUUUCACCGGGGGGUUUGUGGGGACCCCAGCAGACAUGGUGAACGUCAGGAUGCAGAACGACGUCAAGCAGCCGCCUGCUCUGCGGCGCAACUAUUCUCAUGCCCUGGACGGCAUGUACCGCGUGCUCCGGGAAGAGGGCUUGAAGAAACUCUUCUCGGGAGCUACAAUGGCAUCCAGCCGAGGGGCCCUAGUCACUGUUGGGCAGCUCUCCUGUUAUGACCAGGCCAAGCAGCUGGUUCUCACAACUGGGUUGCUGUCAGACAACAUCUUCACUCACUUCCUGGCCAGCUUCAUCGCUGGUGGAUGUGCAACAUUCCUGUGCCAGCCCCUGGAUGUGCUCAAGACUCGCCUCAUGAACUCUCAGGGCGAGUACCGAGGUGUUGCCCACUGUGCUAUGGAAACCGCCAAGCUCGGCCCCUUCGCCUUCUACAAGGGCUUCGUUCCUGCUGCCAUCCGGCUCAUUCCUCACACCGUCCUCACCUUUGUCUUCCUGGAACAGCUGCGCAAAUAUUUUGGGAUCAAAGUGAGCACCUGAGUAGGAGGGAUAGGACCCUGCCUCACCCUGGAGGGUGAGCCUGUGGGUCACUGCUGACAUCCCAGAGCCCCUCUCCACUGCCUGGGGCCGGUGCCAGUCCUCCCCCUUCCCCGCUCCUGUGCCUUGCCAGGGCGUGUGCCCAGCUCCUCUUUUCUCUCUCACCCCCAUUCUCAGCACCUCAUUACUUUUGGGCUGUUCCCAGGCCUCUUGUCCCCCUGCACUGUUGGUUUGGGGUUGGCCACGAGGUCUGUCCUUUUCCACCAAGCCCUGACGUGUCUCUGCGCACAGGACUGUGAGUCCUGAUGAGGAGGGAGUCACAGCCCAGGCCGCAGGGGGCCUGUGCUAGGGGCAGGGGAGCACACCGCCAGCCCCACUGUGAGUGGCAACCCGACCCUCCAGCAUGGCUCAGGGAGCCAGUCUUGGUGGCGUUGGCCCCAUCAACCCAGGGCCUCCAGCAAGUCCUGCCCCACUGCCUCUGCCUGGCCAAAGUGCCCCAGCGCCCGCCGGCUGCUGGGCUCCUCAGGGAUUGUGCCUCAUACCAAUGAUGGGGGAAAGCAGAGCCUGGAGUGAGGGGCAGGGCCCGGACCCCUGCCCAGGCUGCAGCCCCUCUCACUGCCCUGCCUGUGCUUGGGGUAGCUGCCCCCCUGUCCCCUGGCUCCAGCCAGGGCCAAGUAGCUCCAACUUGGGCUCUGGGGCUGCUCCCCCUCCCCCCUGACCCGGCCUGGGGUGGGCACAUCCAUCCUGUCCCCCCGUGCCCUCAUCUCCCAUCCCCGUGUGCCCCCAGGCUGCCUCGCAGCCCCCUCGCCCCACUCUGCCCUGCACAUGGGGGCUGGGGGCACUGCCCCCCCGCCACAUGUCCCCUUGUGUGAGGUGGCCCUGAGGGAUCAAACAACUGGUACAUCUGUGACUUUGAUACGUAAUAAAUAGUGGAACAAGGA